Molecule: messenger RNA, 2304 nt
Organism: Lathyrus sativus (Indian pea)
Lineage: Eukaryota; Viridiplantae; Streptophyta; Magnoliopsida; Fabales; Fabaceae
Source: the annotation of a GenBank genome assembly
AUGGAGUUUCAAAAUUGUAUUAUUUCUCCUAUUAUUAACAAUGAGAAACCUGAUUCAGAAAUUAUUACUCCUAUUAUUAACAAUGAGAAACCUGAUUCAGAAAUUAUUACUCCUAUUAUUAACAAUGAGAAACCUGAUUCAGGAACACAACCCAAUAAGCGGCAGAAAAAGAAGUCUAUUGUGUGGGAUUACUUCACGGUCGAACCUGUUGUAGCUGGAUGUGCCAGAGCUUACUGUAAACUGUGCAACAAAUCGUUUUCUUAUAUAACGAAUUUAAAAGUAGCUGGCACAAGUAAUUUGAAGAAGCACAUUUCUUUGGGAAUUUGUCAAGUAAUGCAGCAGAAAAGUCAGCAAGCAAACUCACAUCUUGUAAAUGAAGUAAUGCAGCAGAAAAGUCAACAACCAAACUCACAUCCUGUAAAUGGUGUAAAUGGUGGUUUGCAGGUUAAUGGCAUUCUACCAAACUCACAUCCCGUUAAUGGUGUAAAUGGUGGUUUGCAGGUUAAUGGCAUUCUACCAAACUCACAUCCCGUUAAUGGUGUAAAUGGUGGUUUGCAGGUUAAUGGCAUUCUACCAAAGAAAAGGCAAAGAACUACACCUACCUAUGCUGGUAAAGGUGUCUCAUUUGACCAGGAGCGUUGCAACAAUGACAUUGCUAAAAUGGUAAUCUUACAUGAUUAUCCUCUUGAUAUUGUGGAACAACCCGGUUUCAUUGCUUUUGCACAGACUCUUCAACCCCAGUUCAAUCCAUUGCGUUUGAAUUCUUUUGAAGGGUAUUGUCUUUCUAUGUACCUCAAAGAGAAGCAAACUUUAUUAGAUCUUAUUAACGGGAUUCCUGGACGACUCAACCUGACAUUGGACAUGUGGUCAUCAAACCAGACAACAGGGUAUGUUAUUAUUAGAGGACACUUCGUUGAUAGUGAUUCCAACUUACAUCAUCCUAUUCUCAAUGUUGUUACAGUGCCGUUUCUUGAUUCUGAUGAACUCAUAAACCAAUCUAUAAUGACCUGUUUAUCUGAUUGGCAUUUGGAGGGUCGGGUACUUACCCUUGCACUCGAUAAGUUUUUCUCAAGUGAGACCGUCAAGGUAAAUUUGCGAAGCCAUCUAUCUAUUAAUAACCCUGUGGUUCUCAGUGGUCAGUUAUUAAACCGGAAUUGUUAUGCCCGUGUUCUCAGUCGCUUUGCAGUUGAUGCACUACAGGCAAUGAGUGAAACUAUUAGCAAAGUUCGGGAGUAUGUUAAAUUUGUGAAACAUUCUGAAUCUCACGAAGAGAAGUUUAUUGAGCUUAAGCAACAACUACAGGUACCUAGUUUGGUGAACCUAUUGAUUGAUGACAAUUAUAAAUGGGAUACAACAUACCAUAUGCUUGUAGCUGCCUGGGAAUUAAAGGAAGUCUUUGCUUGCUUGGAUACUUCUUGUCCUGAUUUCACAAUGACUCUAACUAUGGAUGACUGGAAGCAGAUUAAAACUCUUUGCACGUAUUUGAAACAUUUGUACGAUGCAGCUCGCAUUUUAACUACUCGACCAUAUCCAACUGCAAACUUAUUUUUUGCCGAAGUGUCGAAACUUCAUAUGGAGUUGACUAUUGCAGCCUUCAGCCAGGAUCUUUUUCUCAGUAAUUUGAUUUUGCCCUUGCUCCAGAACUUUGAUCAAUAUUGGAGAGAUAGCUGUCUCAUCUUGGCAGUUGCUGUAGCCAUGGAUCCACGGCAUAAAAUGAAACUUGUGGAAACCACAUUUUCUAAUAUAUUUGGAGAGAAUGCUGAGCCGUGGAUAAGGAUAGUCGAGGAUGGCCUUCAUGAACUAUUCAUUGAAUAUAACACUGAAAUGCUUCAUUUUGCCGCAACAAAUGGUGGUGGAGAAGGGGAUGAGGUUAUGCUAACAGUAGAGCCAUAUGAAGGGCCGGUUGAUGGUUCUCUUUUUGUUGAUGAAGGUGAAUUUUCCGACUUUGAGUUUUGUGUAUCUGAUAUGGCUUGUUUGCAGCCAUAUAAGUCAGAAUUGGACGAGUAUUUGGAAGAGCCUCAACUGUCUGAAGCAACAGAAUUUGAUAUUCUGAAUUGGUGGAGGUUAAAUCAAUCGAAAUAUCCAACAUUGUCUAGAAUGGCAUCUGAUAUCUUGUCUAUGUCAAUAUCUACUGUGUCUCCUGAUUCUGUUUUUGACACAGGAGUCAGAAAAAUGGAUAAUCACCGAAGUUCGCUAGAAUCCCAUACACUCGAAGCCCUUAUUUGUGCCAAGGAUUGGUUGCAACAUAAAUCUUUACCCAAAAAUGUUUCAAAUACACUUGAGACAACAAAACUUCAGAGAUAG